AUGCUGUGGUAAAAACACAAUGAUACUGUAUUAUAAAACAAUACUAAUUCUCGUAGCGUGGAAUUCGAUAACGUCCGCUCAAAUCGACGUUGUUCGUGAUACCACGCUCGGGAAAAUCAGAGGCAAAUCAACGUUAAUUUCGGAAACAUAUUUAGGAAUCCCAUACGCUUCCCCACCUGUGGGGAAAUUAAGAUGGCAACCCCCUCAACCUCACCCCAGCUGGAGCGACACAGGAGAAGCAAGAAACGCAACAAAGAUGGCAUCGUACUGUCCUCAACCAUCAUACGGCGGUUCCGCACUUUCUGGGGAUGAAGAUUGUCUGUAUAUGAAUAUAUACGUGCCAAAAACGUCAACCCCGGACUAUUAUCCCGUGAUGGUCUUCGUUCAUGGGGGUGGAUUUGUAAUUGGUUCUGCCAAUGGUUAUGAUGGAACUAUACUUGCUUCUGUAAAUAAUGUUAUCGUGGUCGUCUUCAAUUAUAGAUUAGGAGCAUUAGGAUUUUUGAGCACAGGUGACAAUCAAUUAACUGGCAAUUAUGGAAUGCUGGACCAACUUGCCGCCUUCCAAUGGGUUCAAGAUAACAUUCAAAACUUCGGCGGAGACAAAAAUCGAGUCACUAUUUUCGGGAAUUCAGCUGGAUCUGCGGCUGUUCUUUAUCAUGCUAUAUCACCAAUUUACAAUGAAGAAAAUAAACUUUUUCAUAGGGUAAUUUCUGAGAGUGGAACACCAUUAGCGUGGUGGGCCUUCAACUCUGACCCUCGUUACCACGCUGAAAAACUAAUGAGAAAUGCUGGUUGCCCAACAUUUUCAACUGCUAUCGGAGUUCAGUGUCUACGUGAACUAAGUUUUGAGGACAUUUUUGAAUCGCAAGGAUCCUACCCAGAAUGGUUGAGCCUGGGUAUAGAACCACCUUGGGUCCCAACCUCAGAUGGGACAUUCAUAACGGAUGUCCCUGACGUCAUGGUCAUGUCUCAAGAUUUUGUUAAUGACGUAAAAGGGAGGUACGACUUUAUGAAUGGUGUAAAUGAUUUUGAUUCUGUCGCCGACCUCAAUUCGGUUCGAACAAUAAAAAAUGAAGAAGAUUUUAAGAAACUUAUGAAUGCUUUCUUCAAACAAUUCUUUGAAGAACCAGCUAAGAUGACAGAGGUAGUCUUGUACAACUAUAUUGAUCAGACAAAGUAUCCAACAACAGGUCAUGAAUGGCAGCUGAUAUAUUUGAAUGUUACCCGGGAUAUAUAUUUCCUUGCUCCGAGUUUAAAUAUGUCAAAUAUCGCAGUUGAUAGGUUUGAGUCGAAUGUUUACCAAUAUUAUUUCACGCAGCCUCCAAGCGAUGCCAUGAUAGCAGCAAACAUUGCCUUUCCGCGAGGUGAUCCAGUACUUGCAAGGGGGGCAAGGCACUCUGAGGAACUAGCGUAUGUGUUUGGUUUACCGUUUGUUAUAAAUGCAACUCAGCAAGAUCGAGAUAUAAGUUCUGCUGUCAUGACGUAUUGGACAAAUUUUGCAAAAACUGGUGAUCCCAACCUUGGAGAACCCAUACCAACACAGUGGCCGAAAUAUAGUACGAGUCGUCAAGAGUAUUUAACCAUCGGUAUGAAGGAUCCCGAUGUUAAUUUUACUCGAGUUCAAGAUCAUCUAGAAUCUGAUAAAGUUGUUUUGUGGGCUCAAGAACUUCCAUUGUACGGACAAGGAAAAGGAUUGAAUGAUGCUAUCGCUCGUCCCGAUCCUCUGCCAUCAAAUGAAACAGUCUCAGAACAAGUUCAACCUAUCGUUGAAACAAACAAAGGAAAGAUCCAAGGACUUCGCAUUAGAACAGAGGAUUAUAUCACAGAUAGAUUCAUGAGGAUUCCUUAUGCUAAACCUCCCGUUGGAAAAUUGAGAUUCAUGCGUCCAGAACCUCACCCUGGAUGGGAUGGAAUUUUGAAAGCAGAUGGAGAAAUCUCUGGAAUUGAGUGGCUCAAUGGUUGCGCUAUGAUCACAGCAGCUAGGAAUGGAACUUGGGGAAAAGAAGAUUGCUUGUUUCUCAAUAUUUGGGUUCCAGGUGGAAUAAAUGCCACCAGAGAUCGACUUUUACCAGUCAUAGUUUGGAUAUACGGAGGAGCUUUUACAGUAGGAAGAUCUACUGGUCCAGUGUUCGCUUACAAUUUAGAAAAAAUAUCCAAUCAAGGACAAGUUAUUGGUGUUUCACUGAACUACAGACUUGGAGCUCUUGGUUUUCUCAGCACACAAGAUGAAAAUGCUCCAGGAAACGCAGGAUUGUUAGAUCAGGUUGCUGCUUUGCAAUGGAUCCAAGAUAAUAUUGCUAACUUUGGUGGAGAUCCUCAACAAGUUACUAUAUUCGGUGAAUCUGCGGGAGCUGCUUCUGUAUCCUACCACAUGAUGUCACCAGUGAGCACAAAUCUGUUUUCUCGUGGAAUCGCUCAGAGUGGAGUUGUUCCAGCACAAUGGACUUUGAUUAGAAAUCCUUCAUAUUAUGCUCGAAAACUUUCUGAAAUUCUCGGAUGUCCAACAGAUAAUAACCAAUUACUCGUGAAAUGCCUGCAGAAUAAACCAUUGAAUGACGUAGUGGUGGCAAGUGAAUUAGAGGGUGCACUUGAACAUGGGGGUUGGGCUGGAGUUGUGGACGGAUAUUUUAUACCUGAAGACCCAAUCAAUACUCUCCAGGGGUCAAAAGAUAAAGAUUUCUUACUCGGGCAUAACAGCAUGGAUGGACAUAUGUUUGCCACACUCCAUUUUCCAACUAUAAACAUCGGAAGUUUCCCAAUGUCUCGUGAUGAUGUAAGAAUGGCAACCACAAAACUUGCACUUAAUAUACCAGAUCAUGUUGCAGAGGCGAUUGCAUUCAAAUAUAUUAACUGGGAAGAACCAGCCACAGACACAUUAUGGCCGAAACUUGCCAUCGUUGACAUGUACACUGACUCAAUGUUCGCCACCCCAACUUAUUGGACAGCAAAUGAAAGAUUGUUAGCUAAUGGCACUGGCAGAACAUACAUGUAUAGAUUCAGUGAAAAAUCGAAUAUACCAAUCUGGCCAGAAUGGAUGGAGGCUGAUCACACAGGGGAAUUGGAAUAUGUAUUUGGACAUGAUUAUAGGCACAGAAACUUCACCGACGAAGAGUUAACACUAAGCAAAUCUAUCAUGACUUAUUGGACUAAUUUUGCUUGGAGUGGAAAUCCCAAUUAUCCAAACCAAGGCGACAUAUUUGCAGAAUGGCCUGAAUUUACUUCUGAUACAAAAUAUGCUCUUGAACUCAAUUCCAGCACUGCAUCUGAACCAGAAAAAUAUACUCCUAUUUUAAGUAAUUACAGAGGAGAGAUCGUAGAAUUCUGGACAGAUUUAUUAAAAGAUAUUUGGACUCUUCCACUUGGUCCAUGUCCAGCUGAUGGAUCAAGAUCUAAGAUUCCUAAUUCAGUUACAAAUAAAGAAAAACUUAAUACUAAGGCUCAGCUCAAAGCAGUAACAUGUCCACCAGAUCCUCUUAUACGAGCUACAGAAAGUGGAUGCGUACAAGGAUAUGAAUAUGAGUCUAAUGGGAAGAUAAUUGAAAGAUAUCUUGGGAUUCCUUAUGCUGAACCUCCAAUAGGAAACUUGCGAUUUUCAAAACCACAAAAACCUGUUGGAUGGUCUGACAAUCUCAAUGCAACGAGUUAUCAAAAAAUUUGUCCACAAAAUUCAGUUUUGGAUGAAACGAUGAGCGAGGAUUGUUUGUAUUUAUGCGUAUAUGUUCCUCAAGUCAAUGUUACUGCUGAUACGACAGCAGGGUUGCCAGUUAUGAUCUGGAUUCAUGGUGGUGGAUAUCAAAAUGGUAACGGAAUGGAAAAAUUGAAAGGUGACACCCUCGCAGCACUUGGUGACGUUAUUGUGAUUAAUUUCAACUACAGACUUGGAAGUUUUGGAUUCUUAACAACUGACGAUGAAUAUUCUCGAGGAAAUUAUGGAUUAUUCGAUCAACAAAUGGCUUUGAACUGGGUGAAAGAUAACAUUGGAAAUUUUGGUGGAAAUCCAGAUAAAAUCACAAUAUUUGGGAACUCAGCAGGAGGUCAGAGUGUUUUGCUUCAAUCACUGAGUCCAACUAACGAUGAUCUAGGAAUAAGUAAAGCGAUUAUUGAAAGUUCUUCGAUUCUUCCGUAUGAUGACAUGAAACAACUCGAUAAAACUGUUAGCUUAGCACAAGCCGCUUCUUGUGACGUCAAUUCUGGAAAUGAUGUCAUAGUCAAUUGUUUACGUAAUCUUGACGCAGCAUCGUUGCUGACUUUUCAGUCUUCCACAGGACUAAGUUAUCUUCCAACAAUUGAUGGAGAAUUUAUUCCAAUUCAUCCACGAGAACUUGCCACUGAAGAUCGAGUCAAAAAUUGGAAUUACAUUAUUGGUGCAAACAAUGGAGAUGGGAGUGUAAGAUGGGGUGAUGUACAAACUGUUAAUAAUGAAGAGAAAUUCCAUGAAGUCAUCAAUAAAUGGUUGGAAGCAACUUAUGGUUGGAGAACAAAUUUAAUAGAUCAACAAUAUGCUGAUUACGAUGAUUUAAAUUUCUUUCAAGAUAAACAGAAAAUGCAAAUUCAUUUAACGAAUUUAUUUGGUCAAGAACGAUACAUCGGUCAAGCGUUACAAAUUGCAGAUGAUUAUGUCCAACUCGGAGCCGAAGUUUAUUUUUAUUAUUUCACGUAUCCCCAUGACAGGCCAGAUUUUUAUGGAUUUCCGUCAUGGGCUGGCGCAGCUCAUUCAGCUGAGUUUUCUUUUGUAUUUGGUGAUGUCAUCAAUGAUGUCACACAACCAGAAGAAGUUAAAGAUUUGAGCAGAAAAAUAAUUCAGUAUUGGAGCAAUUUUGCUAAGUCAGGGAAUCCUAAUACAGGAUAUUCUGUUGACCCUGACCCGGAAGUAAAUUGGGCAGACUACAAGGGGUCACGACCUACAUUUUCAGCGAAGAAUUACAUUCAACUUGAUCUUGGUAACAAAACAAUGAUGUUGCAAAAUUUACUUCCGACUGAAAAUGCUUUCUGGAAUGAACAUUUGAUCGCUGAAGCUGAAUUCUGCGAAAUUGAAAUUGUGGAAACAACAACUCCUACCCCUCCUGUAACUGACCCGGACAAUCCUUUAGUAAUGACGAGUGGAGGAAGAAUUCGUGGAAUGAGAAUGAAGAAUGAAAUGUAUGACGUUCAUGUUUUUCUUGGAAUUCCAUUUGCAAAACCACCGGUUGGAAACAGAAGAUUUGCUAAAUCAGAGAAAGCUGAUCCAUGGACAAACAUACUUGAAGCAAAUCUUCCAAAACCUCCUUGUCUUCAAACAACAUCUGAUGGAAAUAUUGUCGGUGAUGAAGAUUGUCUUUAUCUGGAUGUUUUUAUGCCUACAGGAUUGAUCGGAACAAAUACGACUUCGACACCUGUGAUGAUGUGGAUUCAUGGUGAUGCUAACGGAGAAGAUCCCGGAAAAUAUGUUGGCAGUUUUUGGAGUGGUGGAGGGAGUCCAGGGUGGAACUCUGGAUACAACACCUUAGAUCCAUCAUACAUUUCAAGUUUCGGAGGAGUCGUGAUAAUUCGGCCAAGUUUUAGACUCGGAGCGCUCGGAUUUUUAACAACUGAAAAUGACGUAAUGAAGGGAAAUUACGGACUUUCUGAUCUCCAACAAGCGUUGCUAUGGGCAACAGAAAACGCAGGAAAUUUUGCCGGAGAUUCUGAAAAAUUGACGAUGAUUGGACAAGGAUCCGGAAGUGCAGCAGCAGAGUUAUUGGCGAUAUUACCAUCUACAAGAUCCCACGUAAAAAGAUCGAUCAGUCAAAGUGGAUCGAUAUUCUCACCCUGGGUUUUCUGUAAUCCAGAUCAAUGUAGAAACAUCGCUAAAUCAGUGGCAGAAUCAAGCAAUUGCGGAAACUUUGAAAACGAGUCUGAAACAUUAGAUUGCUUACGUAAUCUGGACGCAAAUAAUAUCGUCCAAUCAAUGCCCUUGAAACCAAUGACAUCAAACUCUGAUGACAUCAGCAAUGCAUGGGGCACUUGGAGAUUUACAAUUGAUGAUGACAUCAUUCCAAAUGACGUCAAUAUGACACAAUUACUCUCUGAAUCAGAGAUUGAUUUUAUGACUGGAACAACGAGUCACGAAUUCUUCAGAUAUUUGAAGGCUGCAUAUCCAGAUUCAGUAGGCAGAUCACAAUCAGAAAGCACUUUUCUUCAAACUGCUAUAAAAGACACAUAUCGAUUUCUGAUUGGUGGAGAAAUUGACCAAUGGUCUCCUGAGUUAUACAACACACUUACACACGAAUAUACAAACUGGGAUGAAACAGAAAAUGUUGAAUUUGAAUCUUCAGUCAAAUAUUUUACUGAUUUCAUGUUUGCUGUUGAUUCAUCAAAAAGUUUGGAAGCAAAAUUGGAGUCAGGAAUUGGAUCUCUCUACCAAUAUGUUCUUAUUCGACCUCUUGCAUUAUCUAACACUUCAUCGUUACCUACAUGGCUUGGAGGACGUCAUGGUGAUGACGUCAUAUACACGUUUGGUUUACCCUUCACACAACCUUCGAAGUUUUCGGACAGUGACAGAGAAUUCAGUUUGGCAAUAAUGGGAUAUUGGACUAAUUUUGCGUGGGGAGGAAACCCAAACAACGCAUUUUCAUCAAACACUUGGACAGAAUAUACAAAUGAAAGAAAAUCGUAUUUGGAAAUGAAUUCAAAUGUUAUUCAGCCAUUGAACAAUCCAACUGAUUAUAACAUCGAAAAAAAUAAUCUAUGGAGCCAGGUUGUUUCUCAGUUUCCUAAAGGUCUCGUUUCGACAACAACUCCUGUGCCUGUUUCGUCAACAACAGUCUCCAGUAUUUCCCAAUCUACAUGUCCGAGCGCGAUUUCUCCAAUUGGAGAAGGUCUCGGACUUUCUUUGACGCCUUCUGAAGCCGAUACUGCAAUUUAUAUCAUGUUUAGUUUCUGUCUUGUACUUGGAUUUAUACUGAUCGUGUUCCUUUUAUUGUGGGCGUGGCAAGGGCGUAUCAUCAAAUCAAAAAACGCCAAAAUCAUAAAGAGAAAUUUGAUGUUCCAAAAUGAACUUUUUGACAACAACACGGUUAAAAAGGCCGAAGAAACUGUUUCUGCUCUUUAGUAUGUCACGUAGUGAAGCGAAGAAGUGAAAAUUAUCUUUAACUAAUCGUAGCCUACCUAAGCUCCAUACUUACCGAUUAAAACUGAGAUUAUGUCUAUACACUGUAAAUAUCCUUUUUUGAAUUACAAUAUAAUUAUAGUUGAGAGUUCAUCCACACUUUUUCUACUCAUCCAUUACAUCUUUAUUUAAAUUUCUCUUUUUUAAUGAACAUCGUUUCUGAUUAGUUGAAUGUCACCAUUCUAAAUCUUUGCUAAUUGCAUCAUCAAAAUAAAUUAUCUACAGAUAGUGACAAGGUGAUUAUCGAAUUGCAUAUAUAUAAUGUCGAAUUCAACUUCUGCGUGCUAGGUCAAAGGUUACAGAAAUGGAACCUAUCAGCUUACCAGGAAAACUUUGCACCGUCGUUUGAAAAUUUGCUGAAAACAAGGUCGCGCGCACUUUUAAGGGGGUGAUAUCCGAGAAAAGAUUACGGGCGACCGAAGAGCUCUUUCAUGUUUAACGUCUAUUUUCGCAAAAAGUCCUUGUUUGCGAAGGCAUUUCCGCAAUGGGUUUUCGAAUAAAUGUAGCAUUAAUAGAAGAGUUUAUUAAAUUGGCUUCCGAGGAAAUAGUCUGUUCAGGGUGGCGGACUCCACCUUGAAACAUGAGGAAGUGAAGUUGUUCAAUUCUGAAUGCUUCAAUUACCCGUCGACAUCACCCGAGCCAAAAUGCUCGUGGCACAGAUAAACUGGUCGAUUCAUGUUUGUUCGGGUUGAUUUAAUCUCAUUUGAUGAUCGCCUUAAUAAGCCGCUGACUUCAUUUCCUGGUCUGUGGAUUGCUUCUUGAGUUUGAUAUUUUGAUAGCGGCCUAUUGAAACCAAACUUUUGUUGGAAGUUUCGAUCAUUAUUUUUUUAUGAACAUUUGCAAACGAAUCACACUUAUAUAAGUGCGGAGUUUCCUCAGCAAGUUGAUAGCUACCUUUUCCGUAACCUUUGACCUCCUACCAUUCUAAAGUAAAAUUGGGAAGUUUUUAUUAAACGCUAGUUUGGAUUUUGACGAAUACCAGUGAUUGACUGGCACUCAAAUGAUUGAAACAGCAAUAAACGACUACACCGACGAGUACCAUAUAUAUACUAUAUUCGACAUGUGAUUUGUAGUCUCUGUACAGUGUAAAAGUACAAGGCCAAUAAACAGACCCGAUAUUGAAAAAAUGAUUAUUCCUGCAAAUACCCAAGUUACCUUGUGCGAGUUUAUUGUAAUUGGCAAUAUUCUGCUACAUUUCAUUAUAACAAAUAAAUUGUUAACGUGAAUGAAAUAAAAAAUGAAAGCGAAUAAAAUGAAAUUUAUUUUUCGACGCAAAAUCUAAUUCGUGGUAUAUGUUCAGCCG
Messenger RNA from Styela clava, 8429 nucleotides. Lineage: Eukaryota; Metazoa; Chordata; Ascidiacea; Stolidobranchia; Styelidae. The record is from RefSeq and is a predicted model, not a curated record.